CUCGUCUCCAUUUCGCACUUGCAUCAUCAACCCCAUCAUCCCGUUCACUUCUCAACGCGCCUUGUCCUUGCACCGUCCUCAACCUCCGAUCUCCCAAUUGCGCUUUUUGCAUAAUCUAUUUCCACACGCCGACUGCGUGUUUAUUGGCUUCGCGUAUUUGGUCCCACCGCAUCGCUACCACUUGCCACCAUGGCCGCCUGGUUACAGAAACAAAAGAAGGGCGAGCUCCUUGACCUUGCCAAAGAAGCUGGGCUCCGAAACACGGAUGGGUUGCUGAAAGACGAUUUGAUUGAAUCGUUAGAGAAGCACCUACGCGACCAUCAAUCCUCGCUGGGAACCAAGUCCGCCUUCAGCGAUUUCUACGGUCGCUUGUCGCCCACGAAACGCGACCGCGUCUUGGUCUCCGUCGGAGGUUCCGAGGGCGACAGGGAACCCAAACCGGCGCGCCAGCGCAGGAAGACGAUCAAAAGCGAAGAGGACGACGCCGAUACGCCCAUCAAAAAGGUCGUUGCGAAGACUCCACGCGCCAUCCAGCGCGUCGCGUCCGGUGUCCCUCUCCCCCGAUCACCGGCCAGCGCGGCCAAGCAGCGGGUUCAGGAGUUCACCGGCCAGGUAUCCAAGGCCAUGGACGAGGCGGGCGUCAGCGAGAACGUCGACGCGUUCCGACAUCAACUGAGCAACGUUCACUCGAUCAGCUUGAUCCUCCUCGUCCUGGAAGGCCUGGCGAUCCAGCCACUGGUGCUGCCGUGGGUGAAUUGGUUCGACAUUCCCGCGAACCCGUCUCUGCGAUUCCCCCAGACCCCGAUCUACGGGCCGAACGUGUACAUGCUCGCGUCGCAGGAAUAUUGGUCGUGGAUCACGGUGUGGUUGACUACCAGUGUCGGUCUCCCCCUCCUCGCUGCCUAUUUCUGCAACAUGACCCUCGGCGCCAAGGCGUCGUUCGAGAAGAAGUUUGACCCCUUCACCUUCCAUGUGGUCAAGGCGAUGGUUGCGUGGCUCGUCUUCGGCCAGGGCAUCACCCUUGGUCUGGCCAACUCCUUGACGAUCCGUCAAGUCAAUUCCGCCUUCUUUGGAGGAUACCAGUUCCUAUUGCUCGGCUCCGCCAUCGGUAUGGUCGCGAGCGUAUACGAUGCGAUUCUUCGAGGCAGCUCUUCAGUCGGGCGCCGAUCCUGAACGUGUUACGGUGGACGGGCGGUGGUACUGAUGGGUUUUCUGUGAGGCAUGCUGCCUGAAGAAGAUUGCAGCUCACUUUUGUUUCGCGA
Molecule: messenger RNA, 1262 nt
Organism: Eremomyces bilateralis CBS 781.70
Lineage: Eukaryota; Fungi; Ascomycota; Dothideomycetes; Eremomycetales; Eremomycetaceae
Exons: 3
Coding region: 190-1173 (327 amino acids)
Cellular component (GO): membrane
Source: RefSeq, a predicted model, not a curated record